UGGUCACUGGGGCUCCCCAGGACGAGCUGGCCACUGCCCCCCCCCCGGUCCGGCGGCUCCGGGAGCACCUGGCGGCCACACCCAACCCCGCCCUGCUGUGGGCGAUGUACACCAGCCGUGGUGAUCUGGGCCUGGAGCGGAGCGGGGCUGGGAGCCUGAGCUGCCCGGUCCUGCUGGUGGUCGGUGACAACGCCCCCCAUGAGGACGCCGUGGUGGAGUGCAACGCCAAACUGGACCCGACGCAAACAUCCUUCCUGAAGAUGGCUGAUGGCGGUGGGCAGCCCCAGAUCGCCCAGCCCGCCCGGCUGACCGAGGCCAUCAAGUACUUCCUGCAGGGCAUGGGCUACAGUGAGUGACCCCUGUGCAUCAGGGGCUUGUUCAUAUGCAUGAGGGGCUCGUUAAUAUGCAUGACACACAGCCCUAGGGAGGGGGCGUGGCUUUGGACAGGGUGUGGAUUUGGGCUAAGGGGGCGUGGUUAAGGGAAAGGGGUGUGGUUUAACAAGAAAUGGGCGCGGUUUGGAGGAAAGGGGUGUGGUUUGAAGGGAACGGAGUGUGGUUUGUGUGGACUGGCAUGAUUUACAUAGAAGGGGUGUGGUUUGGUGGGAAAGGG
This is a messenger RNA of Malurus melanocephalus (red-backed fairy wren), 610 nucleotides long. RefSeq names its product protein NDRG2-like. Gene Ontology annotation, biological process: signal transduction. The transcript has 6 exons. Lineage: Eukaryota; Metazoa; Chordata; Aves; Passeriformes; Maluridae. Gene Ontology annotation, cellular component: cytoplasm. The record is from RefSeq and is a predicted model, not a curated record. Bases 105 to 356 code for a protein of 83 amino acids.